AUGGCAUACUGUGUCCGUAAUCCAAUUUAUAAUGCAACGUUUCGGGAGUUUCCAACGCAUGGACUGGUCAGUCGUGUGCGGUUACGGUCGCGUUGCUACGAUGCUCAUCUGGUUAUCGAUGGUCGACUCGCCUAUAAGUUCAACGAUGGCGCCGAAGUUGUUCUUGAGGUAUUUUUUCGUUUUCUGCAGAAGCUACAAUGGCUUCAGACCAGUACCCUUUACAAAGCCUAUGCUAUUGAAAAUAUUUUUUACUUAGUUAUGUGGUUUUCAUAG
Gongylonema pulchrum is the source of this 273-nucleotide messenger RNA. NCBI's taxonomy places the organism in Eukaryota, Metazoa, Nematoda, Chromadorea, Rhabditida, Gongylonematidae. The record is from the annotation of a GenBank genome assembly.